This is a messenger RNA of Symbiodinium sp. CCMP2456, 735 nucleotides long. Lineage: Eukaryota; Dinophyceae; Suessiales; Symbiodiniaceae. The record is from the annotation of a GenBank genome assembly.
AUGGACUUUUUCAAGCUUAGCAGCGAGGCCUGCAGAGCUACGACGUCGGCGUGCUCUGACUGCAAGGAGAACGAUGAACUCCUGACCUCAGCGAUUGUUGAAAAGAUGGAGAUGGCGCACCUUGCAGAGCAUGACUUUGAGGUGGAGAGCCCAUCUUCGACCAACCCAGGCGCGCUCUUCCGCAGGUUGCAGGUGCCGCCUGAGUUCGAGGGCGCGCAGACGAAGGUCUUUCAGGCAGUGAGCGGCAACUACUCGCCGUCAUCGGCACGAGACAAGCAUGACCAGCAGCGCUGCCUCAAGGUCUGCGUGCAAUCCUUCACCCGAGCCCUGCUUCAGGGCAUCAAUGUUUGCGUCCUUCUGGAUGAUAACCGAACCCGCCUGGCGGAAGCCCGCCUGGAUUCGGACAUAACCCACCUGGUCCUGCACGUUCCGCAUGCGCAGCAUCCGGUGGCCCUAAAGUAUAUAGAUGGUAUUUGUCCCCCCACGCCAACGUGGCCAACACCAAGCUUCGGAGAGGAUGGCUGCUUGCAAUCGCGGGCAACGCUGACGAUGCGGGGAGGGCAGUUCCUGACCUUUGUCUUCGACAGCCCCAGGGUCAGGGAGUACUUCGAAAUGUGCCUCAAGGUCCUCAUCAUCGCCAAAGGCGGAGAAAGGACUCCAGAGGACACAUCCAGCGGUGAAAUCCUGGGUGCCUCCCUUGACAAGGACUCCAAGGUGGAAAUCUCCUCUUGUUGA